GCAGGGAGCAGAUGAGCGAGGGAGCAGUGAGAGAGCGACGCUAUAAAUGAGACUUUGAACUCCAACCAGCUCAGCCACAGACAGCUGUGCAGAACAAAGCCAUCUCCUCCUUCAGGCUCUGCAACGUAGGAACAAACACGACACGCGUGCUUUAACCGAUUUUCUCGGAAAACAGAUUUUCCAAUCACAACAGCCAGGAUGACGACAAUGUUCAGAUACCCCGUCUUUCCUCAUCUGCAGGAUCGGUGUGAUCCUGGUCUUGGGCUGUCCCCGGGGAGGAGUGUCAUGGCAGAACCGGACUACCUGGAGGGAGACUGUGAUGAGCUCAUCAAACCCAAGAAGCUGAUCAAUCCGGUCAAGACCUCCCGCAACCACCAGGAUUUGCACAGAGAACUGCUUAUGAACCAAAAAAGGGGUCUGGCUCCUCAGAACAAACCUGAGCUUCAGAAGGUUCUGGAGAAGAGAAAGCGGGAGCAAGUAAUCAAGGCUCAGAAGGAGGAGCAGGAGGCGCACAAGAAGAGGAGCGACUUGGAGAUCGAGCUCAUGAAAAGGCAACAGAAACUAGAGCAGCUGGAACUGGAGCAGCAGAAAAUCGAAGAGGAGCAGGAGAACACCCCCGAGUUUGUGAAGAUGAAGAGCAACCUGCGCAGAACGAAGCAGGAAGCCGACGGGGAGAAACAAACCACCUAAAAUCCAGCGCAGGGUGUCCGGGGUCUGGCUGACUGAGGUGUCAGGAGUGUGUGUACAAAAAAAAAAGAGCGUGUGUGUUGUGUCCGUGCUACACGGUGGCGACCAAGAUGAACCUCUUGGUUUUCCCAACUCCAGCUGUUCCUUCCUGCAGUGAGGAGAGAGACUUUAGAGACUAAAGACGUCCCCGCCCCCCAUGACCCCACUCUGUCUCCUCUGCAACUGGACCGCUAGCACUCGCACCCACCCAGCAGCGCAUAGCACCGCCCCCCAGCAGGAAGCACCCAACAGACUUGUUACAUGCUCGUCAGCAGAAGCGAGCAGGCUUCCAGUGAGCUCUGAUGGAGGGAUAAAAGACAGACACACGAGUUUGUUUUCACCUCUUUCUCCACAGAAAGCUGAUUUUCUUUUUUUUUUCCCUUCUUUUUUACUGUUAUCAAUGUUGUUGUGUAUUCCCUCAUCUUCAGUAUGAAAAAAAUCAAAAAGUGGACACUGGAUGGACUCUUGAAGAUGUGUAAUAUAAAAGCCAAACAAAUGUGCAUUUGUUAUUUAUGUUUGUAGCUUUUAGCCCAGGUUUAGGAGGCAACACUUUUAGUUAUUCUGUAUUUUACUUUGUUUUACAAAAUAGUAUAUGAAGCCAGAACAGGACAAAGGGAGUGUGUGCCUGUGUGUGUGCCUGUGUGUGUGUGGUCGUGUGAAACACAUUUGCUUUAUUAUAAUUUUUUUUUGUUAUUAUUCUAAACAUGCCAUUUCCCCUACCUAAUGCAAUUUUAAGCAAUAGUAAAAUUCCCUGGCAUGAGAGUGAAUUUUCUUUAUAUAUUUUAUUGUUUUGUAUGAAUAAAGAAAUGUGUUGCUUAAUAAAUAAUUUACGUUA
This is a messenger RNA of Austrofundulus limnaeus, 1561 nucleotides long. It is a transcript of the gene fam107b, whose product is annotated as family with sequence similarity 107 member B. The record is from RefSeq and is a predicted model, not a curated record. The coding region runs from base 199 to 690 and encodes 163 amino acids. Lineage: Eukaryota; Metazoa; Chordata; Actinopteri; Cyprinodontiformes; Rivulidae. The transcript is spliced from 4 exons.